GAACCAUGUGGAAGGCGCCGUGUUGACUUCGUAGUUGAACAGUUUAAACUGUCGUAGAUUUUUACGGCCAUAAUGAGUGGACUUUUUUCUUUGACAUCAUAAAUAUACUGUAGCAGCAAUUGAUGCUACUUAAUUGACUGCAUUCACCUGUUCUACAUCUCGCUGAAUAAUGGGAAAAUCAAAGACCAAGAACCAGAAGAAAUGCCGAGCAGCAGCCAACCAUGUGGCCAAUGAGAGCUACGCAGCCGUGCCCCACUCCUUCGUGUUUCAUCGGGGUCAGGUUGGGAAAAACGCUGGUCAGCUCAUCCUGGACGUACGGAGAGUCAUGGAGCCAUACACAGCAGAGUCUCUGAAGAUUAGGAAAAAGAACGUGCUGAAAGACUUUGUGGCUAUCGCAGGACCACUGGGAGUGACACACUUCAUGAUCUUCAGCAAGACCGCCAGCACUCUCAACAUGAGACUCGCUCGGCUUCCCAAAGGUCCCAUGCUUCAUUUCAGAGUGCUCAAGUACUCGCUUAUCAAAGAUGUGGUUUCGUCUCUGAAGAAGCACAGGAUGCACGAGCAGCAGUUCACACACCAUCCGCUUCUCGUCCUCAACAACUUUGGGUCUGAUGGCAUGCAUGUCAAACUCAUGGCCACCAUGUUUCAACACAUGUUUCCCUCUAUUAAUGUGCACAAGGUAAACCUCAACAAUAUAAAGAGGUGUGUGCUGCUGAGUUACAACCCAGUGUCCCAGGAAAUUGAAUUUCGCCAUUACAGCCUGAAGGUUGUCCCUGUGGGCAUGAGCCGCGGGGUCAAGAAGCUGAUGCAGGAGAAGUUCCCCAACAUGAGCAAGUUUGAGGAUAUCAGUGAGCUGCUGAUGAACGGUGCAAACCUUUCAGAAAGUGAAGCAGAGCAGGAUGCAGAGCACAACAUAACUGAGCUGCCACAGGCCUACUCUGGCCGAGGCAACAUGGCGUCCCAGCAGAGCGCUGUCCGUCUGACCGAGAUUGGACCUCGCAUGACUCUGCAACUGAUGAAGAUACAAGAAGGCAUGGGAGAGGGGAAUGUCCUUUAUCACAACUUCAUCUCCAAGACGGAGGAGGAAAUACAGGAGAUCCUGAACAGGAAGGAAGCCCAGCUAAAGGAAAAAGAAGGUCGCCGAAAGAAGCAGGAGCAGAAUGUUGCUCAGAAAAAAGAGAAACGGGACGAGAACAAACAAAAGAGUCUGGAAGGCAUGAAGAGGAAACACCACGAGGAUGAAGAGGACAGUGAAGUGGAGGAUCCCGGGAUGCAGCAGGAUGAGGUGGCUGCUGUUGAAUCUGAUGAUGAGGUGGAGUACUACAGACAGGCUGUAGGAGAGGAGCCAGAUGAAGACAUGUUCCCUAGUGCCAAGAAGAGGAAGGGCUCAGAAAAGACUCACAGACCUGCCAAGACGAGAAAGCUGUCCCCUGGUAAACCUCCAAGAAAAGACAGAGAUGCCAAGUCGCCCAAGAGAAACGGUCCAGGUGGACAGCAGCACAGAGAACAAACAGGAAAAGGAUGGAAGAAAUCCAGGGACAGAUCCAGGGACAGGGAGAAGCCAUUCGGGAAGAAAGUGAAGCCUGGAGGAAAGACAUUUGGAGCAAAGAAAGCUGGCGAGGGGGAGAAGAAAUUUGGUGGGAAGAAGAAAUUUGAUGGGAACAAAACAUUUGGUGGGAAGAAAAAUAAGGACAAAUCAUUCAAAUCUAAAGGUCAGAAAGCAAAGCCGGGCUUUAAGAAGAAAGGAGCAGAGCAAGGCUUUAAACAGAGGAAGGGAAAAGGCUGAGUUCUGCCUCUUCUUUCUGGACUUGGACACUGAAUGUGUUAUUAUGUUGGAGCACCAGAUGGCAGCAAGCGUCCAUCAUUGCCUCAGCCGGUGACGCCUGGGAAGGCUUCAGCAGUGAGUGAUGGUUGCUAGUGAGACUGUUUAUUGUUGUAAAUCGGCAGAGGGACAAACGAGAAGAAAUGUGUUAUAUUUUUCACACUGUGUGAAUUAAUGUUGAAUAUGUACUUGUUCAAUAAAUAGUUUAAAAAAUGAUCUUUCAAAUUUAAUUGGGAUUUUAUUCUCUUCAGUGCAGCCAAAUUUCUUGGUAUUCAUGAGAUAAUUUCUGAGUCUUUUAUCCUCUGGUAUAACUUUCCUUUCCUGUAAGACAUUUGUAAUUUAACAUGACAACAAUAGACCUGAUGUUUAUUAAAUUUCGCUUCACGACUCUGGAGUUCAUUGCAGAAACUCAGAUGUUUUGUUCAUUUUAUCACUUUUAUGCAAAUGUUGACAUUUGUAUUCAGAGCUAAUUUGAGGGAAAAGAAAAUA
Chelmon rostratus (copperband butterflyfish) is the source of this 2311-nucleotide messenger RNA. RefSeq names its product peter pan homolog (gene ppan). Bases 170 to 1786 code for a protein of 538 amino acids. Lineage: Eukaryota; Metazoa; Chordata; Actinopteri; Chaetodontiformes; Chaetodontidae. The record is from RefSeq and is a predicted model, not a curated record. The transcript has 12 exons. Gene Ontology annotation, cellular component: preribosome, large subunit precursor. Gene Ontology annotation, molecular function: rRNA binding. Gene Ontology annotation, biological process: rRNA processing; ribosomal large subunit assembly.